AGUUGUUACAUCAUAUCUGUACGACCCUGUCUGUUUCCCAAAACAAAAAUUAUUUUUGUGUUGUUAGAAUAUCCUAAAAAUAUUGAAAUUCCAAUAAAUUCGCUACAUUUUGCCUUUUUAUACCUAAAAAAACUGAAAGCAAGUGUUCCCAUACGAAAGCCAGCCUAAAUGAAUCAAUAAUCACCGGCGAUGGACCACCAGCAACAUCAUUCCGCGGAAGAAGUCGAUGCCGGGGCGCACGGCUUCGCGAGACAGCGCCGGCCAAAAAGUGAUCCGCUGUGUUGUCCAAUCUGUGGCGUGACACUGCGCCCGAAUGAAAUUGACCAGCAUUUCGCGCUGGAAGUGGAGCGGUUGGAUAAGAUUCUCAAACCGAGAAGGAAUCACCACUGCACGUCGACCCCAACCGGCGGAUAUUCACUGGGAGCGACAGAUAGGGCUUCUUUGGCAGCGGUGCCGGGAACUAGUGCGAGUAGUGGAGCUGCAACAAGUAGCGGCGCGGGCUUGGCCAAUGGUACCCCUCGAUCUUUGGAGGGUAACGGUGAAUCGGGGACGGGCAGUACUCCGGAUGAAUGCUGGGGCACGUAUCAGAAGAUCAAGAACAACAGACAAGCCAGACUGAAGAUGAAAAGCAGAAAACGUAAAACGGAGGACAAUGUCUGCCCCAUCUGCAGUAAGUCGGUAUUCGAGGAAAUAACGACACACGUGGAGGCUUGUCUACGGAAGACUGAAACGAAUGGUUCCAAUAGCAAUGGGAGAAUGAAGGAUGAUUCCGACGACGACGAUGCCAGCAUAGAUGUGGAGGGUGAGUCAUACGAGGUGUACGAAUGGGCUGGACAGACAAGGGUACGUGCCACCACAAUGACACAUCAGGGUGGGGCUUUUCCCAGCACUGCGGUGCGCGUAACGAAUGCCGAAGACACGGAUGACGAAUUGAAUGUCGACGGGGACGAAACGCAGAUCUAUGGACCACCGCAGUACUCCGAACGGGACGUCGUUUAUCCUGUGGCGGAACAACGUUGUAAGGAUUCCUAUCUGCGAGGGUUGGUCAUGGCAAACGAACCAAUCACGGUAAAACGUCCGGAGGUCGACAAUCCUGGCGAAGGUCCCAGUUGGAUAAAUGCGCCUAGUACGAUUGCUGCGACUAACGAACAUCACAAUAAUGGCGACGGGGAUGAUCAGGUUGUAGCAUCACUGAAGUCAAAGAUUCGCGAAUAUGAGGGCUUUAUCAAGAACAGGCCCAAGUGUCUGAUAUGCAUGGAUGAUUUCAAGAAACCAGUGGUUUCCAUCUGCUGCUGGCACGUCUACUGCGAAGAGUGUUGGCUGCACACUCUUGGCGCAAAGAAAUUGUGCCCACAAUGCAGCAUGAUAACGUCCCCUACAGAUUUACGACGAAUUUAUCUCUAGAGAGCAGCAGCCAUACAACGAUACACUCUGCGCAGUGUAUUGGAUAAGUGAUCCCACAAUACAGGUUAGUUUUACACUUUCUACGCCACCCUUACAAAUUGCCAUCACUUAAAAAUGCCCUAACUGCGAUCGAAACAAAACUACCGACGACAAUAAUUGAUACAAAAAAAAAGCGGAAUCUCUUUUUGAAAGGAAUGCAACGAAGAUAAUACGUAGAUGGAUGGUAGGACAGUAAUACUGAACAGUUAACGUUUUAAGAAAACGAAGACGUAAUGUCCCAUCUAGAGUAACCUAUCCUAAUUUUACGAACUCGGUUGACAUUCCAUGGAGACUGUUCACCUACUUGGAGCAGCUUUUUAUUAUGUUUUCAGCACAAUUAUGAGCCAUGUCUGCAUGGCUUGAUGUACCAUUCGAACAAAUUUUAUACAUUUUAUUUAAUAAACGUUUACAUGCCACGAA
Molecule: messenger RNA, 1863 nt
Organism: Aedes albopictus (Asian tiger mosquito)
Lineage: Eukaryota; Metazoa; Arthropoda; Insecta; Diptera; Culicidae
Gene: RNF220
Product: E3 ubiquitin-protein ligase RNF220
Exons: 2
Coding region: 190-1404 (404 amino acids)
Biological process (GO): protein ubiquitination
Molecular function (GO): ubiquitin protein ligase activity; metal ion binding
Source: RefSeq, a predicted model, not a curated record